AUGAAGUGGAUUGCAAUAGCAAUUUACAGCUUUUGUGCCUUAAUUUCGAAGAAAAUAAUGACGGAAUCUUUGCCUUCUGUGUACGAUGAAAGCGAAGAGCCGUAUAUAGACAAGGAAGCACAAUUUUAUAUAUCUAGUUCACAAGAUAAUGAACUAAAGCGAUCAUUUCGUCAACUAAAUUUCAAUGAUUCGGUUACGAUACGCUUAAAGCAUUAUUCCUAUUUUUAUUACUUCUUUGACAGACGCUCAGCCUGGAUUACAAUAUCUUUUCUGGAUGUAACUGGAGCUUACGUAGCUGCUUUUAUGAUUGUCCCUGGCGAUGCCGAAUUUUCAUUAUUUUGCCGUCAUGGUAAAUAUAAUACUGUUUCAUUUGAACAAAACAAAUAUAAGAAGUAUUAUGAAUUUCUAUUAUUAUUCUCAAGUGUUGGCAUUAUGCUGUUCCAUGAUUACAGUUUUAAAGUAAAGACGGAAGAGUGUAUUAAUCAAGUUACCGAUAUUACCGGUUUUAAACACUCUAUAGUUAAAACAUAUUAUGUUGAAGCAGUAUUGGAAAUGCCACCGGAAACUGCGAGAAUCCCGGGUAACUGGCGUAUUGUGCGGCCAAUUCAAAUAGGUUACAAAAUCAUUGUCAGAUAUUAUCCCGCUGUAAAAAGUAUAAUAAAUAUUCGAUUAACGGAUAAGAACGAAAUAGCAGCACUUAAUGUAAUCAUAGAUUAUACGACAGGUAUACUUUACACAAGACGCGUGUGGUUAGACGAUGAAAACAAACAAUGCGUUAAUUUUGGAAGUACCCAACAAUUUACCACGCAAAUGUUGGGUAAAGUUGAAAUUGGCGUCUUCUCACAUCAAUAUAAGGUUGCCAUGGGAAUGAACGAAAUACGAUCAAAUAACAUGAAAGAAUGUAUGGUUUAUGGUCAUCACUUAUCUCCGUACGAUAUUCAACAAACUGUUUUUGAUUCAACUGAUAAAACAACAGUAUUUUAUGCAUAUUACAUUGAACCAGUGUGA
Brugia malayi is the source of this 1008-nucleotide messenger RNA. RefSeq lists its product as uncharacterized. NCBI's taxonomy places the organism in Eukaryota, Metazoa, Nematoda, Chromadorea, Rhabditida, Onchocercidae. Bases 1 to 1008 code for a protein of 335 amino acids. The record is from RefSeq and is a predicted model, not a curated record. The transcript is spliced from 9 exons.